ACGUUUCUGAAAGCGUUCGAUCAUCGUUCAUUGUUUUUGUUUUCAGCUGAACAGUUCGCCGGGUUUUUCAGUUUUCCUUCGAAUUUCCUUAAUUUCCUCCUAUCAAUAAGCUAUUAAAAUAACUAAAUCGGUCUCAAAUUUCGCCGUUUUUGCAAAUUAAUUAUCCAUAAGUAUUCAUCUGGAGGAGCAAAUCAUGCAAUCUCCCAUCAGCGCAGCCACGUGCUUGAUGGAUGGCUUCCGGUGCCGACUGUGCUUUAAAUCCUCGGACGACCAUCUGAAUCUGAAGCCGCUUUUUCCACCCGGCGAUGAAUGUUUCGUCAACGAUCUGCUCAGCCAAAUCUACGAUAGUUUGGCCAUUCACGUAUCCUUCCUGGAGGACUUCUGUUCCGUGAUUUGCGAGGGAUGUCGAGAAACGGUCAUCUCGUUUUACACCUUCAAAAAGCAGUGCCAAUCCAACGAUCGCUAUCUGCGCGAGAAACGAGCCAAGGAAAUAAACGGAGUAGAGCUGGAAAGAAAGGUACAGGGAAGCCAAACCGAUCCGGAAUUGGAGGAGAAUCGUGUAAAGAUCAAGGAACCCCACCAUGAAGAACUAAUGGAUCAAGCGGAAAGUAUUUUCUUUCCACAAAAACCAACUGCCCUUAGUCCGAAACUGGUGGAGAAAGUGGACGUGGGUGUUCAAUUCGACCAAGACGUGGAAGGGACGUGUUUGAAACAGGAAGAAGAUUGUGUGGAGAAAGUGGACGUUGCUGUCCAGAUUUGCGGAUUCAGCUCUCAAGAAUCGUUCCAUGGAUUUGCUGACGAAUUCUACGCCAGGCGAUCGCCAAGGAUUUUCAUCAAAAACUCCGUUACCGAGGCGUUUGAGAUGAUAAGGACCCCUCCGAUAGCCAACGACGACAUGCAGGAAUGCCACAUCACCAUCGAGAAGCUCAACAUUAAACCCACCCUUCCGGGUGUAGAUGAACUACAAUCCCAAAAUAUUCCCAUGGAAAAGAACAGGAAGAGGGUCAAAGCAAAAGCAGUCACUAAAGACUCCAACCAAACCCCGAGGCUGCUCCGCCAGAAGGCCGUACUAUUCUACGAUGGGUUUGAGUACCGAAAGAAGGGAACCUGUCAUGACGGAUCCACUGAAUGGGUGUGCUGUAAGAUAUCCUGUCCGGCAACUCUCGAACAGAAAGCGGACGGCAAACUGAAACUAAACGCCAAGCACAAACUGCACACCCCGCAGGUGGUUCGCGAUACGGUGGUGCUCGAUCGCAAAAGCCGGAAGCUGGUGCCGUUUAUGGUGACGCAAAACAACCACAAGCGGAAGGUGAUAUGCGACGAUGCCUUCCGGUAUCGGCUGUCGCAAAAUUUGGCCAACGGACAAACGAUUUGGAGCUGCGACGCCCAACAGGGGGGCUGCAAGGCCUUCCUGCGGGUUGUGGGCGACUUUCGAGCGGUGUCCAAAGUGUUCCAGCAUAAUCAUACCGAAACGAUAAUGGUUCGGCGGCGCAAGGUGCCCCAGAAGGAGAAGGUCAAGCAAACUGGAGACCGAAAGCUGGUUAAACAAGCGUAGGUUACAGGUUUCCUUCCUUAUGUUUUUUUUUUUAUAUCGUGAUAAUUAAUUCCUCACGACGAUUGUGGAAAGUAAUUUCGAUUUUACAAUAUUUCCAACUGCGAAAAUUACGUGUUUUUAAACAUAUUUGCUUUUUCUAUCAUCUAUCCUUGAACUAAAGUGAGCAGACAUGUUUGGUUUUAAUGCGGUACACAAAUAGUGAAUUAUAAAAAAAAUAUUGUAAGAAAUA
Molecule: messenger RNA, 1784 nt
Organism: Aedes aegypti (yellow fever mosquito)
Lineage: Eukaryota; Metazoa; Arthropoda; Insecta; Diptera; Culicidae
Exons: 3
Coding region: 194-1555 (453 amino acids)
Cellular component (GO): nucleus
Molecular function (GO): zinc ion binding
Source: RefSeq, a predicted model, not a curated record